AAGUUUUGAUUCCAUUAGGCAAUUAUAGCUUGCAAUCAUACAGAUUAAGUUUUCUUUAAAUGUUUGGAAACAGAUUUUUCUUUUCAAGGUUUCUUGAGUCACACAGAUGAUCCGUCAUUUGAAUUUACAACAAAAAUUUUUUUAUUUACUUCAUGUCAUUUAUUCAGUCUGUUCCUCAGAAACAAAUACGGACAUAUAAAAAUCUUCAGUAAGGCUUCUUUAAUGAAAAUGACUAUUGUUCACAGCAACCGCCAUGCCUGAUGUGCAUGAUGAUGGGAACAUCAAGCUGUACCUGGCCAUCUUUGUGCCACUUCUCGGACUUCUCAUCAUUGCUACAGCUGGGACAGUGGCUUACAAAAUGCACAAAAGGUCACUCAUGUUCAAACGGCAGGAAUCUGGAUAUUAUGCAAACUUCAGACAGACAUCAUCAACCACACCCAAAAGUGAAUCAUUUUGUAUAACAUUGAACCAGAUGCCUCCACAUCCAAAAGUCAUUGAUCAGCCUGUUUACAUGAAUUUUCAGCCAUCAGCAAAUCAAAUGGACCAACAAGUGGAAACCGUAGACAAUAUUUAUGGAAAUGUUGACUAUACAACUUAGAAAAAAACAUCUGUCUCAAAGUUUUCAUCCUAAAGGAUUGUAUUUUCCUGCGUCGUCUUUGAUGUUCAAAUGCACAUGUUCAGUCAGAAGCAUCGAAAGUGUGUCAACUAGAUUGAGAAGAAUGCACUGGUUUCCAACACAUGCAUGGAAACUCCAAAGUUUAAUGAAAAGGAAACUUUAUCCAGCUGUUAGGACUGGCGUCGCAUCUUAAUUAUGCAAACAUGACGUGCAGGUGCCCAUCUCUGAUUGGCUCUCAGAAGACGGUGGAGACGUCCAAUUGGUGGCUUACUGGAGGUAACGGAUAUAAAACCUUCUGAUGCGGACUUCCUGCCAUCCAUCCUCAGCUCAUCUCAACUGGCCUCACUGUCUUUCUGUCAAAAACUCUUCAUAAAAGCUCUUGGAGUUUGUAGGAGUUGGCUGCCGUUUAUGUUUGUUUUAUUAUAGUUUUAUCAUGUUUUUCUUAAUUAGGGAGGUAAGUUUUUGUCAUUUGGUUUAUUUACUUUCAAAUCAGUAAGUUUUAAUGUUCACAUAGUGUCAGGAUCUGUGUUUUUCUGUGUGUUUAUUUUGAGUUUCCUGUGUAUCU
Messenger RNA from Xiphophorus maculatus (southern platyfish), 1181 nucleotides. RefSeq lists its product as uncharacterized. The coding region runs from base 254 to 598 and encodes 114 amino acids. Lineage: Eukaryota; Metazoa; Chordata; Actinopteri; Cyprinodontiformes; Poeciliidae. The transcript has 4 exons. The record is from RefSeq and is a predicted model, not a curated record.